UGGUACGUAGCAAAGUCUACGAGGACUUGCAUGAACGAUUCAACCUACGAGAAUGGAAGAAAAUUCCCGAAAAUUUACCCUAACUUUCUCGGAAUCCAAACAGCGAUUCAGUGAUUCCACCUCCAUGACUCUUGACCAGGAAAGGAAAGUCUUAUGUUCUUUAACUUUGAAUAUUAUUCAUUUUCAAUAUUUCCUUUCGUUUUGCAUUUCACGAAUCCCACUAUGCUUCCAAGUCGAUGUGUAUUGAAYGAAUCUGAGAUUGGAUUUGGAAAUUGGUAAACCUGAGGACUCAGACAGAUUCGUGUUAACUGCAAGCCAUACUUUAUACUAUAAUGGGGAAGAGAUAAUUAAAGAGGUUCUAAAGAAAGAAUUUAGGGAUUAAAAUUAAAAAUUUGAGUUGGGAUUUUAAACCCAUUUGCUCUGUUACCAUAUUUUCUAAGUUCUCCAUGUUCRUUGAGUUUCUGAUUUUGAGUUCAACCAAUGUGGGGUGGGAGUCGGUUGUUUGGGGAGAUUGGAAGGAAAUGAAUUGCACAAAUAGCUAGGGAAUGGAUGUCUCUGAUAUAUGCUUGUGUUCAUAAAGGAUUUGGAAAUUUCUGGAAUGCUUAAUUACAGUCUGAAUACUUGUAAUGAUAAUCUAAAGCUGCUAUGAAAUAAUCACUAUCUUCCAUGCAUGGUGGUGAGAACUUAAAGUUGGUUGUCAAUAAUCUCUCAAUCAUUCUUCUUGACAGAGUCAAACCUCUCAGAGGCCUAAAAUCUUCAAAUGUUUAUGCCGUCAAAAUCUUAUUUCGGUGUCAUUCUAGAUACGUGUGAGAAAAGAAAUGACUUUUCUUAGUUGGAAAGAGAAGUAAAAAGAAAAUGAUAGGGGUUGAUUACUAUAUAUAUGUAUUGAAGAGGAGAGAGCAAAGCCUUUGGCAUGUGCCUCUCAUUCUCAGAAAAGAUGGGAAAGCUUCCCUUUCUGUUUGCUUUCUUUUUUGCUCUAGUAGUUUCUGGAAAGCAUGAAACCGAAAGAAGCACGAGGUCAACAAUGGGGCAUAGUGGAAAGGGCAGAAUAGGGGCCAUGGUAGAUAAGAGUUCCAGGAUUGGCAAGGAAGAGAUUUUAGCUAUGCAGAUGGCAAUAGACGACAUUAACUCCAUCAGCAAUCGAAGUUUCAGUCUUGUCAUUAGAGACUUCAAAAGUGAUCCCAAUCAGGCAGCUCUUGCAGCUAAGGAUCUCAUCAGCAUUCAACAAGUUGAGGUUCUUAUAGGACCACAAACCUGGGAAGCGGCAUCUGUAGUUGCUGGGGUUGGAAGCGAGAAUCAAAUUCCAGUUCUGGCGUUAGCUAAUGAAAUACCAAAGUGGGCAAAUGAGAGGUUCAAAUUUUUGGUCCAAGCUUCUCCCUCCCAGCUUAAUCAAAUGAAGGCCAUAGCUGCUAUUAUAGGUUCGUGGAAUUGGCAUCUGGUCAAUGUUAUAUAUGAAGAUAGAGAUUCAUCGACCAGUGGAAUUUUUCCUCACCUUGUGCAUGCGCUCAAAGAUGUAGGGGCUGAAAUAAGUGAAUUUGUUGGUCUCCCACAUUUUGACUCUGAUUCAUUGUCCGAAGAACUAGAGAGGCUAAGAAGAGGGUCAAGUAGAAUUUUUGUAGUUCAUAUGUCUUUAAAUUUGUCUCUGCAUCUAUUUGAGAUAGCAAAGGAAUUGGGAAUGAUGGGAAAGGACUAUGUUUGGAUCACUACUGAUUCUUUCACAAACCUUGCACAUUCUUUCAAUGUUUCCAUCAACUCUUUACUACAAGGAGUCGUUGGAGUGAAGAGCUACUUCCCAAAUAAUCCUCGGUUUCAUGAUUUUUAUCGGCAGUUCUCUGGAAGGUUUAGAUCAGAGUAUUCUGAUGAGGACAACCAUGAGCCUAGUAUUUUUGCGGUACAGGCUUAUGAUGCUGCAAAAACAGCAGCUAUGGCAAUGAGUGAAACCCAAGAAAGGAGUAAUCACUUGUUGGAAAAAAUCAAGCUCACUGAUUUUCAAGGACUGAGUGGAAAGAUUCAGUUUAAGGACAGAAGACUAACCCCAGCCGAUAUUUUUCAGAUCAUUAAUGUGAUGGGGAGGAGUUAUAGGGAACUGGGCUUUUGGUCUGAAAAAUUAGGCUUCUCACAGUCACGGGUGUUGGGGCAAAUUUCGUCUGCUAGCUUGUUGGUGAAGAAUCUUGGCCCAGUGUUUUGGCCAGGUGGAUCUACGGCUACUCCAAGAGGAUGGGCCAUACCAACAGAUUCCAACUCAUUGAGAAUUGGCGUGCCAACUAAUUGCAUGUUCAAACAGUAUGUAAAUGUGGAAGGAGAUCRGACAGGAAACAAUUUAUCCUUCACUGGACUUGCAAUAGAUCUGUUUACAGCAACCUUAGAUGAUCUGCAUUUCCAUCUGCCGCACAAAUUCUAUGCUUUCAAUGGAACGUAUGAUGAUUUAGUAAAGGAAAUCUACUUGAAGAAAUAYGAUGCAGCAGUCGGUGACAUAGCAAUAAUAACACGACGCUAUGAACACGCAGAAUUUACACAUCCCUAUUCUGAAGCAGGACUAGUGAUGAUAGUUCCUACCAGAAAAGACACAAGUAAUAAAGCAUUGUUGUUCACAAAGCCCUUUACUGUGACCAUGUGGAUUUCAGUUGCUGUGGUAACUGUCUACAAUGGCUUUGUUGUCUGGUUCAUCGAACGAAAUCACUGUCCCGAACAUGAAGGGUCGAUGUUUAAUCAAGCUGGAACCUUAGUUUGCCUAUCCUUCACCACUCUCUUCUCCUUAAAUGGUAAUAGGCUGCACAGUAACUUGUCGCGGAUUACUAUGGUGGCUUGGCUAUUUAUGGCACUUGUGGUAACCCAGACRUACACAGCCAAUCUUGCCAGCAUGCUCACCAUUCAAAAGCUUGAACCAACCGUAUGGAAUAUCGAGACCCUCCAAAGAGCAAAUGCAUUUGUUGGAUAUGCCAAAGGAUCCUUUGUUAAAAGAUAUUUGGAGGAAGUUUUAGACUUCCGUUCUGAAAACAUAAAAGAAUGCUCUACCCCAGAUGGGUUAAUUGAAGCUCUCAGAAACCAGAAGAUAGCAGCUGCUUUUCUUGAAGUUCCUUUUGCAAAACUACUCCUUGCAAGAUUUUGCAAGGAGUUUAUGAUUUCUUGGCCAGCCUACAAAGUCGGAGGAUUUGGAUUUGCAUUCCCGAGGGGCUCGCCGCUGUUACCGCAUGUUAACGAAGCAUUGCUUAAGGUAUCUGAAACUGGGAAGUUUAGACAGUUGGAGGACGGCAUGAUUGCUAAUGAGAAAUGUGUGGAUGGGGAAGUAAAAGAUGAAAGUUCAAGUCUCGGCCCCAACAGCUUCUUUUUACUAUUUGUAAUAAGUGGAGGAGUUUCAACAAUCGCACUCACAUUGUACAUUAUUAAUGCUCAUAAAUCUUGUCUUCAGCAAAACGCUAUUUGGAGAUUAAUGUUGGUUGUAAUGAAAMACUGGAGAAAUCACAGGAGGGGACUUUCUCGGCGGGUCAGCGACGUGCCACAAACCGUCCCUAACAACUCUCAAAAUGCUACGAACUUGCAAAUUCAGGUCUAGAAAACUGUACGGAAGUUCCAUGCCAUUGACAUAUUAGAGGGAAAAAAAUGUGCUUGAUGUAGUUCAGAGUGUUUAGAUGAGGUAGCUUCAGUUGGAAGUAUGGAAACUAGAUGAUUUGUAAACUAACACRGUUAUCGAAAGUCUUUGACAGAUAUGUAGAAAUUAAUAGUUUAACUCAAAAAACUCUUUUUGUU
Messenger RNA from Momordica charantia (bitter melon), 3747 nucleotides. RefSeq names its product glutamate receptor 2.8. NCBI's taxonomy places the organism in Eukaryota, Viridiplantae, Streptophyta, Magnoliopsida, Cucurbitales, Cucurbitaceae. Gene Ontology annotation, cellular component: membrane. The record is from RefSeq and is a predicted model, not a curated record. Gene Ontology annotation, molecular function: ligand-gated monoatomic ion channel activity.